Molecule: messenger RNA, 978 nt
Organism: Paralichthys olivaceus (Japanese flounder)
Lineage: Eukaryota; Metazoa; Chordata; Actinopteri; Pleuronectiformes; Paralichthyidae
Source: RefSeq, a predicted model, not a curated record
CCCGUGUAGUGGGUGUGUCGAUGCGGGCCAGUGGCUCCGUGUCUCUCCCUGAACCAGGGACCGAGCAGCGGCUGAGUUCAGAGUGAACCCGCCUCCGAGCAGCGCACUAACCGCGGGAGGGGAAUGGCGGUCUGGACCCGAGCGGACAAGAACGGUCAACUGGACCUUCUGCUCCGGGACCGUUGGAUCCGAGUGUCCGCCGAGCUCACCCGGGAGACGCUGACUCUGACGGCCGAGGCGGAGGUGUCCGGACCGGGGGGGAACCACUGGGACAACUCCUCCGCGGGCCUGCGGAAUGGGAUCUCCAACGGAAACGACCCGGGGACGAGUCCGGGGAACUCUGGCCGCGGUCCGGACCAACUCCAGAGCCAGAACUCCGGGAGCCGGGGGCGAAGCUCCAGCCCAGGACGAGGGGGUGUCAGUCGGGGUCAACACGACGGAAACUACAGCCCCGGGAAGUACCCGAAUAACGGCACAAACUCUAACUUUGGAAGUCCCGGCUCCAGCUACGGCAGUCCCGGGUCCAGCUUCGGGUCGAGGCAGGGAGACUUCCCCGUUAGUCUGGACGGUUCCUCGGAGGCGGUGCGGAAGGUCCGGGUUGUCAAACAGGAGUCUGGCGGGCUGGGGAUCAGUAUCAAGGGGGGGCGAGAGAACCGGAUGCCCAUCCUCAUCUCCAAGAUCUUCCCGGGGCUGGCCGCCGACCAGAGCCGGGCUCUCCGGGUGGGGGACGCGAUCCUGUCGGUGAACGGGAACGACCUCCGGGAGGCGACGCACGACCUGGCGGUGCAGGCGCUGAAGAAGGCGGGGAAAGAGGUGACGCUGGAGGGGAGUCGAUGGAGAUUUCUGACGAGACCAAACAUGCACAAGCUGCACAGACUAACACAGAGGAGGAGCAGUUGUUAAAGAGGGAAAUGAGAUUCUUUUCCAAUCCGCUUGUCGAAUUUAGCCAAAAACUUCUCCUUCGUCCCUCGGGCUCGG